Mycena indigotica is the source of this 3549-nucleotide messenger RNA. RefSeq names its product RdRP-domain-containing protein. The coding region runs from base 1 to 3549 and encodes 1182 amino acids. The transcript has 11 exons. Lineage: Eukaryota; Fungi; Basidiomycota; Agaricomycetes; Agaricales; Mycenaceae. Gene Ontology annotation, cellular component: nuclear RNA-directed RNA polymerase complex. The record is from RefSeq and is a predicted model, not a curated record. Gene Ontology annotation, molecular function: RNA-directed RNA polymerase activity. Gene Ontology annotation, biological process: siRNA processing.
AUGCAGCUUUUCAUGCGGAAUAUCGCAUUCGCUGUAACCGAAGAUGAUCUCAAGCUAGCUCUCGCUGAGAGACUCCAUCGCCCUCCGUUCAAUACCGAACCUCGUAUAAACUUCCAUAUUCACCUCUUCCGCGCUCCUCGCAGUCGCGCACACAAGGGCAUGGGGCUUUUGACCCUCCCCACUGACGAUGUUGCCACCCUUUUCCUUGGCAUAUAUGGGGUUUCCGGGAUCAAUCUACAACAUUGUGUCAUGUUGUUCACGCCUAGUACCAAACCCCUUGACACAGCUCUGGUUGAAGCUGUAAGGGUUAGACCCUAUGUCGAUCCUAGACGCGUACAGCAAGACAAUGCGCACAAGCAGGAACUUUCAGGUUCCAUCGCACUAAAGAAUUUCUCGUUCGGUCGUAUUUGUCGUGACGGCGUGUUCUCUCCAGAAGUUAGCUACUAUGGCCAUGUAGCUUGCAACUUGGAAACCAGACGCUUGGACAUAACUUGUCAACCUCCUACAGCCGCUUCAGCUUCGUCCAGCAAUGACGAAGACUUGAGCCACUCAUUCUCCCGGCUUCUUAAUAUCGACUUCAAGGUGAAUUUCGACCGCCUCUUGAACACCGACACAUCUGUGCACUAUACUGCUAGGCAUAUCAGCACGUUUGUUGUUUCUGGAGAGCGCGUUUUUCUACAAUCAGAUCUACCCCCCAACUUCCAACGACCGAGCGGCAGUAUUCUCAGCAACAUGAUCAACCCUGGAGACAUUUUUGAAGAAAAUGUCAAGGCCCUUCAUUUCCCCAACCACCAGCGACGCGAUGUUCGAGUAGAAAUGCGGCAAUGCUACGACUCAGCCAAGAUGGAGAGGCUACGGAUUCUUCUUGGGUCGCUUGACUUCGCAUUGGCGUUCCAAAUCGACAAGGCUGUGUGGACAGGAAUGCUUGAGCCUUCAGAGGUUCUUUCUUUAGAGCAGGAUCUGCGGGAGCUGCAACAAGCUACUGAUCCUACUGAAGUCCCAGCGAUUUUCCGCCACUUCUUGACAUCGCUGGAGUCCCCCGAACUCGGUGUAACCGUUUUUGCGAAGCCAAAGAAACGCCGCCGCCGCCGCCGUCGCAAUAAUAAACCACAGGACGUCAAUGAGCCCCCAGAGGUAGUGCUCACCGAUCUAAAAGAUCACCUCACGCGUUCCAUCAUAAACUAUAUCGAAGAAAUCACCAAGAGAACCGUUCUUUUUGAUACGGGCGGAAUUUAUGAGGCUUAUCAUCUGACCCUGACUCCUUCGACUCAAAUCCUCGACGGGCCCCUUCCUGAUCAGUCAAAUAGUGUUCUCAGACGUUUUAAGAACAACGAAUCUUUUCUUCGGGUCUCCUUCCAAGACGAAAAUCGAUCUGCUCUUCGUCAGGAUCCUGCACUGCGUGUGUCUAUCAACGAACUUCUCGAAAAUCGAUACAAGGCUUACCUCAACUCUGGAAUAUGGGUUGCAGGGCGGCAUUACGAGUUCUUGGGCUAUUCAAUGAGUGGUCUGAAGGAGUACUCUUUUAUAUUCGUGACACCUUUCGAUUUUGAAGGUGUUCGAAUGAAUGCUAAGGAGAUUCGGGGCCGUUUGGGUGAUUUCUCGAAAGUCGUGUAUCAACCGGCGAUGUUGGGUGCUCGCUGGGCUCAGGCGUUCAGCUCUUCCUAUCCAUCUGUCACGCUCACGCAAGACCAGAUUCUUUUCUGCGAGGAUGAAUACUCCGCUGACGGAGACUCCUGUUUUAGCGACGGUUGCUCAUCCAUAUCGCCUGAUCUCUUACGGCAAGUGUGGAAGACGCAAAGGCGGUCGUUGAAGAUCAGAUUUCCUCCAUCCGCACUCCAGUUCCGCUGUUAUGGCGCCAAGGGUGUUUUGGCCUGCAACCCCGAACUACCACCAGGGAAACUCACCUUCCGACCUUCCCAAAGGAAGUUUAGUGCCGAAGGAAUACUCACCUUGGACAUCGCCACUACCUCGGCAAGACCUAUCUUGAUGUACCUCAACCGGCCACUCAUUGCGAUGUUGGAACAUCAUGGUGUCUCCAAAAAAUCUUUCAUGGACCUCCAAAAAUCCGCCAUCGAUGAAGUCCAUGGGAUGAAGUAUUCACUGAAACAAGCAUCGAAAAUAUUCUCUCAGCACGGCCUUGGCCAGUCCUACCGCCUUCCUUCGUUGUUCAACAACAUUUAUCACCAACUAAAACUCGAGGUCGGCGAUUGGUCUGACACUUCGGUCCUCCACCACCAACUCAUCAAGACCGCCAUCGCGUUUGCGACAAUGCAUAUACUCCGGGAAAUCAAGCACAGGGGCCAUAUACUCGUUCCUGGGUCCUACACGCUUAUUGGAGUUGUCGACGAGUGGGAUUGUCUAGAGGAAGGGGAGAUUUACGCCACUGUUGUGGACGAACGGAAUAAGCUGAACCUGCCGGUCACGGGUCGCAUUCUCAUCACGCGAAGUCCGCAAAUUCAUCCAGGAGAUGUUCAGUUCGUCAACGCAGUUCAAAAGCCACAACUUGCACAUCUGACAAAUGUUGUUGUGUUUUCUGCCAAAGGAUCCCGAAGCUUGCCUUCAAUGCUUGGAGGAGGAGAUCUCGAUGGUGAUAUAUAUAACCUCAUUCUGGAUGAAACCCUCUAUCCUCCCAAAGGCUAUACUGCGGAACCAGGCAGCUAUCUGGCCAUCCCGCCAAAGAAAACCACCAACCCUUGUACUGUCUCGGACGUCGUGGAUUUUGUCAUCGACUAUAUCAAGUCUGACCUCCUCGGGCUUAUUUCUAUCUUACAUCUGCGCAUUGGUGACUUGAAAGAAUAUGAUUGCCAAGAGUGUUUGAAACUGGCCGAAAAAGCAUCACAUGCUGUUGAUUUUCAAAAGCGCGGGGUGCCCGUGAGCUUCACGGACCUCCCGAGGGCCCCCAGCAAUCUCAAACCGGACUAUCUAUCAGGAGAAGGCGUGAAUCCUGCUGAAUCCAUGGUCGAUAGGUACUAUCCCAGCAAGAAAGUGCUGGGAGACCUAUAUCGAAACGUUCCUAUCGAAGACUACCGACCGACCGAUGCGGAGCUCCUGCUACAACGAAUGGACGGCGACCAGAUAUAUGUGGCAUUCCAAAAUAUGGGCCUGCGCCGACUGGGGCUCCCAAGCGUGGACAGCGAAGUCAGCGAGGACUUGAUGGACGAAAUGAAGGAAAUCAUGGACCGCUACUCAGAUGACCUGCUUGAGAUUGCCAAAGCACACACCAUUUCGCACAACCCCCGCGUGCAUUUGUCGGAAGCUGAGCUUACUGAAGAACUGACCAAAUUGAUCCGAUACGAGUUCCAGUCGCUGGAAUACCGUCCCCAGGCGCGUGAGGCAGAAGAUUCCGACGACGAUGAGUGGGAGGACUCGGAGGAAAUUGCUGGGAACGAGGAACGCCGCGCUGAUCGGUUUAUGCGUGCUUGGGCGGCGUGGUUGGUCGUGGAGGAAACGUUGGAUGAGGACAAGACCGCGUUCGGGCCUUCGAGCUUUGGGUUGUUGGCUCUGGGAACUAUGCUCGAUGUGAUCAAGGAGGCCAAGGAUAAUAUGUGA